Cyprinus carpio (common carp) is the source of this 1425-nucleotide messenger RNA. RefSeq names its product DCN1-like protein 4. Lineage: Eukaryota; Metazoa; Chordata; Actinopteri; Cypriniformes; Cyprinidae. Gene Ontology annotation, biological process: positive regulation of ubiquitin-protein transferase activity; protein neddylation. Gene Ontology annotation, cellular component: ubiquitin ligase complex. Gene Ontology annotation, molecular function: ubiquitin-like protein binding; cullin family protein binding; ubiquitin conjugating enzyme binding. The record is from RefSeq and is a predicted model, not a curated record.
CCACUGGCCGGUCUGCAGACUCACACAAAUACAGUUGUGUGUCAUAAAGAUGCACUCAGAUGCGUCAAAUUUCCAGCUGAACUCUCAUUUGUCCACACUGGCCAGUAUCCACAAGAUCUACCACACCCUGCACAGGCUGAACCUGACAGAAGACGUCGGCCCAGAGACUCACGGUACAGCCUGCUGCUCCAGAGCCAUGCCCCCCAGGAAAAAGAGGAGACCCACUGCUGGAGAUGACCUGUCUGCUAAGAAGAGCCGGCAGGAUAAUGUUUACAGAAAACAGGAGACAUUGCAAAUCCAGGAAGCUGAAACUUUUUCAAGCAAGAGAUGUCUAGAAUGGUUCUAUGAAUAUGCAGGGUGCGAUGACGUUUUUGGACCGGAAGGGAUGGAGAAAUUCUGUGAAGACAUUGGCGUGGAGCCAGAGAAUGUAGUGAUGCUGGUACUGGCCUGGAAGCUUGAUGCCCAGAGUAUGGGUUACUUCACUUUACAGGAGUGGCUCAAGGGAAUGGGCUCAUUGCAAUGUGACUCUACUGAAAAACUCAGGAACUCUCUAGACUACCUGAGGUCUGUCCUCAAUGAUGCCACCAGUUUCAAGCUCAUUUACCGAUAUGCCUUCGACUUUGCCAGGGAGAAGGAUCAGAGGAGUUUAGACUUGAAUACUGCCAAGUGCAUGCUGGGACUUCUGCUUGGGAAGAUCUGGCCAUUGUUUCCAGUGUUUAACCAGUUUCUAGAACAAUCUAAGUAUAAGGUUAUAAAUAAAGAUCAGUGGUGCAAUGUUCUAGAAUUCAGUAGGACUAUCAAUCUUGAUCUCAGUAACUAUGAUGAGGACGGGGCCUGGCCAGUGCUGUUGGAUGAGUUUGUGGAGUGGUAUAAAGACAGAGAGAUGUCGUAGCGACAGCUUCUCCAUGCCUACCACCAUCACCAACUAGAAACUAAUCGCCAACUAUCACAAUGACAAUGACAAUGACAGUGACGACAGAAACGGCUUUGAAACAAACAUCUAGGAAACAAAGUACAAUUCAAAACUGAAGUGUUUGCGACAGAUGAUGGUGGCCCCUGGCGAUGAGGGCUUGAGUGUGUGAGUGUUUGCAUAGAAUGUAAUUAUUAUUGCACAUGUUUGUAUGUCGCCCUUUUAGCCGGGGCCAUAGGGUCACUGGUGGUUGUGUGUUGGAGAAACAGCACCUCACCGACUCCACCUAAUGCCCCCCAUAGCGUCCAAUGCAUUGUGGGUAAGCACACGGCCAGUGUUGGUGCCGCCUUCCCACCCCACUGUGAUGUUUCAUAUUGCUGUGAAUGUUUCGAUAGGCUCUUAUAAGGAGGAUGAAUUUGGAUUCUCCAUUAGGCAGGGUAGGUAAAAUCUCCCAUUCUGUAUGAAGUUUAGGUAAUUAGGGCAUGGAAGGAAAGGAAAAGGAAGAACCUGCUUGA